AUGUACACUAAAAAAGAAUGCGAUGAGUAUCAGAGGUCCCCGUCUCUUCAACGCCCUUCCUCCGCGGGAAGACUGCUGCAUGUCCUUCAUGCGGAACUACGAAGAACAGCUAACUGGGAGAAGAAAUGGAGAAUCACGACCAAUCCAGAUAAAGUCCUCAUCAGCACCAUCGGAUGCUUUGCAACAGCUAUAGAAAACAAAAGGGGUAUCUCCAUGAGAGGUACACUUAUUAAUAUCAGAAACCCAAACAAGAUCCUGGGAUAUGAGAUCGACAAAUUACUCCACUCCACAUCUCACGUCUCCAAAAAGCAAGUGUUGAUAACCAGUGGUGGGAACAAGAUAGUGUAUAAUGGCAAAUUAUCAGACACUCAACUUCAUAACAGUCUUAAGUUUAAGGACAGGCAUGUACAAGGAAGACAUAAGACAUGGAGGAAAAUUAAAUAUUUUAUUUUAUUUUUACAGUGUAUUGGUGUGGUACAGCUCGUGGUUGCCAUUUAUUGCUUGUUCAAUGUCGAGGACACGAAGAAGAGGCUCAAGUUCGACAAUGCUGUGACAUUCGGUAUCGUGGACCCUGAAUCAGAUGCAGCUGCCUACAUCUUCUUCUCCAUCCUCUUGCUUGUGGCCAUCAUCUACAUCAUUGCAGCUUUGGUGCUCAUCCAUGGUGUGAGAACAAAACGGCGAUUCCUACUACUGCCAUGGGUGUUCUUCACAUUUUUGAAUAUGGUCAUGGCAUUUGCAGGAGGAAUCUUAACUCUCAUCAACUCUCAUGGUUAUACACUACCCAUCAUUGUUGGCUGCCUUGUGCUCUGUAUUUCAGCCAUUUGGAUCUACUUCACCUGUGUUGUCUUCAGUUUCUUCCAGGCCUUGCAAGAUGGGGAUUACUGGUGAUGUCUUCGCUGAUACCAUUUUUGUGAAGAACUCCGAUAAAUAUUGAGACUGGAUAUGAUAGCACGCGGUCACCCAGGAAACCAUUCACUGAUUCAUAGCUUAGAACCUGGAAGCACAAUAAUUUUUCAAAUUAUAUGAAAAUAUAGUUUUUUAAAUAUACCACAUGCAUUUACUCUACACUAAUCUUUGUGCAUUUAAAGCAUCCAUUGUUGUGUUGAGUUACAUCUAUCUUAUAACUACAGAGUUUUGCUAUUUAAAAGUCAUAUUUAUAUUAUAUACUCCUCACAUUUUCACUUCAUAGUGAUGCAACAAUGUAGUAUCAAAGUUUAAAAACUUAGGCCUAUUUGCUUGAUAUUGUUAGUUCAAUCUAAGUAGAGUACAAACAACUCUGAAACCACAAAGAUACGAAUAUUUUUCCAUAAACUUGACACACAACUACUGAUAGAAGAAGAUUUAUGCAAUACAUCAAUAAAUUAAAAAGGUGGAA
Cherax quadricarinatus is the source of this 1375-nucleotide messenger RNA. The record is from RefSeq and is a predicted model, not a curated record. Lineage: Eukaryota; Metazoa; Arthropoda; Malacostraca; Decapoda; Parastacidae.